Messenger RNA from Xyrichtys novacula (pearly razorfish), 37452 nucleotides. NCBI's taxonomy places the organism in Eukaryota, Metazoa, Chordata, Actinopteri, Labriformes, Labridae. The record is from the annotation of a GenBank genome assembly.
GUAAUUUGACACCAGCUUCAGCACAACAAUCCCCGAACAGCUCCUCCACCUCAGUAGCAGCAGUACAGCUGUGAUCGGGGGGAGUCCGGGGGGGAGGAGAAAACGUCGGAAGAUGAUGAAGGUCCAGCCUGCUGGGACACACCGGGACCAAGGAUCCGGGUCUGAUACCUGACGGACUGUGGCAGCAUAUGUUGUUUUAGCAGGAUCAUCUGGGCGCGGAGUAGUGUUUGCGUUAAUUGUUUUUGCUCCUUACGCGGACAGAUUAUUGGAGGGUUAAAGUUGGUCUGUGCGGAGCCGAGCUCUGCUGCUGCUGGCGCUGCGGAUCCAGAUGAUGCUUCGUGAUUCUGCUGAGUUUCUCUCGUCUUUUGUUGGCUCUCUGAGGAGGAAAGACAUGCUGAGCUGCACCGAGCUGAUCAGAUGAUUCUGCGCUCUCUCCCCGACAACUCAGAGAGUGUCGGUAUGCAGAUUUAACUGGAGCCAGUCUGAGAUCUGCGCCCUGCCCUGAGAGAGGCUCUGCAGCCGCUGUCUGCACGCAGGUGGACUCCAGGUUUAUCACCGACUGUAGAGCACUUUUAGUAAUCUGUGGGAUUAAAACAGCAAGUCUAGUUACUCAGAAUAAGUCUGUGUUCAUGUCUCCUGUCAGGGCAAUGAAUGAAACACCUGCACUAACUGAACAUUUCAGUGUAAUGGUUUCAGGUGCCCAGGUUUCCCCCUGGUAGGACUUUCUCUGUAGGCCUGUUCCUGCCCUCCCCCCAGCAGCUAUGGAUCCUCUCCCAGACUACUCUCUGUUCCUAGUUCGCAUCCUGGAGGAGCUGGACACCAAGCACAACACCAUGUCCUACCAGGACCUGUGCAAGUCCCUGUGUGCCCGCUUCGACCUGGUGCACCUGGCCAAGCUCCGCAGCCUGCUCUUCUACACGGCCUGCCUGGACCCCGCCUUCCCGGCCACUCUCUUCAAGGACAAGAUGCGCUGCUCCAUGGAGGACCCGCAGUCCAAGAAGCUCAUGGUGGCUGCAGACAUCGUCACCAUGUUUAACCUGAUCCAGAUGAACGGAGGCAUGGCCAAAGACAAGCUCCCCGCUGUGCAUCGAGCCAAGUUCCACAAAAACCAGUCUCUCGAUCUGUGCAGGUCACCAGACCAGGACCCUUUUAAGUUUCAAGACUGUGACAGAGGGGCCGGAUACGAGCACACGAGCCCCAGGGUGGGACACCACCACCACCAUCACCACCCUCACUGUCCUCAGCAGCACCCUGCAUCUCAGAGCUCCUCUCCCUGUCCCAAACCGCCCGACCUCAACAGCUGCCAGCAGUUUGUUCGCACCUCAGACCCAAACUUCCUCCUGGGGGUCAGCAAAGAGCUGAAAUGUAGAGCCGCCUCUCUGGACAAGCUGCAGCACCUGCCCCAGUACUCCAGCGGCAGCCCCCCCUCUCCCCCCUGUGAGAUGCAGAGCACCUACUUUCCCAUGGACAUCGACAGCGAGUCCAACACAGACCAGGAGUCCCUGCAGCACAUCAGCCAUCCAGAGCCCUUCUCUGUGCACCCCUGCAUCCAGAAGAGGAACAUCUUCAAGGAGGACUUCCACAACCUGGUGGCCUUCUCACCGCAGGUCUGUGUCACAGGGUGUGUUUGGGUCAUUUUGAUGUUGUGUUCAUCUUUAAGUCAGGUUUCAGAUGAACCAAAGUAAUUCUCUUAAUCAUCUUAAAAGUAAAGUAACUGUGUAUGUCCUAACAAUGCAGGCUAUACAUUGUAGUGUAUCACAGUGAAGAGUAACAAGCAACAACAGAUGAUUAUUUUUGGUUCAUUUGGCUAUUACUUGGCUCCAUCAACAUAAUGAGUUUCACAAUUGGCCUCUAGCUGGACUGUUUCCAGACAACACAAACACUUUCCUCUACUCUCAUUAAUUUAUGUGUUUACUGCUACAUAGCUGCCACUGUUAGUUUGUUUCCCUCAGUGAGAGUUGGUAAAUAGUUGAGUAAUUCUGAGUUAAUAAGUGGAACGAUGCACAGAGUGAGCAGUCAAAGUAGUGUUGGUCAGCACUCAGAGUGUUUGUUUCAAACAGACAAAGACUUACAAACAGACUCCAUGAUCAUGCACUAAUCAGAGUGAGGUGGCUGGGGAUUCAGUGCUGUGCUAAAGAGUACCUCAUGAUUUCUCAGGAGUUGAACUGGCACUUCUGCUGCCAGUAGACUAACCUCACUAUGUUGGUUUGUAAAUGGUAGAGAUGGGUGUAUGAUAACUUGUGUUGAGUGAACAUCACAAAUUUACAUGGAAGUGUUGGAGGUGUUUUUUGCCGGAGUAGAAGCAUCUCAUUUAAGUGAUGUCCGAAGUUUUGAUCAUCACCAGUACUUUAAAACCUCUUCAGUCAGCUUGAUCGGAAAAAAAAAGUCUCAAAUUUGAACUGUGUGAUCGGUAAGAAGGCAGGCAACCCCUUCAGCUACUGUACCUCCUUCAGCUACUGUACCUCCUAUGUUAGCCUCUGUUAUAAAUACUUAAAUGUGGCAUAGAUUAUGAUUUAUUUGCAACAAACUCACUCUGAAAAGUGUAAGUGGGCUCAUAUAAUUUGAACUAGAAAUGCUUGUAUAUAGAUGGAUGGACGUAGACAAAUUUACAGAUGAUUCUUAAUCCUCAACACACAAGUUUCUCUUACUGCUAUUUCUCAGAUAAACUAAAACAGUGAAAGGAGGUGUAUUGUUGCUUCAGACCAUUAUUUAGAGGGCUGUCAAUUCUUUGACAAGCUACCUUAAAUCACUGUGUUUACUGAAUCUCUUUCGGCAACGAGUUAAAAGAAAGCCCUCCAGCUUUAUAAGACAUCUACAGCAAAUCAGUCUCAAAACCCUUCAGCGAUUCUCAUCUAUUAGCAUCUAGAAAACAGAGGUGUUAUAUCUAACUAGGAACAGGUGCAAACUCUUCAGUUGUUCUGGUGUAGCAAGUUUACGUCUGCAAUCUAUACGCGUGUGCUCUGCCUGCUUUUGCUCUCCAUACAAACAAUUUCUCCUGUUGAUACUGAUUGGUUUAUUACUCAGAAAACAAGGUACUACAAAUGGAGACAAGAACACUUACCAUGCUGACAGUCCAGACUUGGUAUUCAGAUGUAAAAUCUGUAGAGAUGAGCAGCAAAGCAAAAAGCCGCUGUAUUUUUCACAUGCUGACUAGUAGCUUGGCUUCACAUCCAAAAACAGCACAGAGGAAAACAGUGGAGCCGAAUGUGUCUCUCUGAAUUAUUGUAAUAUAGAAACAUUUAAAUAUACAAAUACAGAAUGAUUUAAGUAACAUUAAUUUAUCAGUAGUCACUGCUGCAGAAAAACAAGGUUAAUAUUUCAUGUUCUCCAUCUUGUGCUUAAUCGACUAAAAUACUAAGGGGUGGCAGCAGGUCAGCCGCCGAGCAAUUCCACUUUGAUUGAUUUUAUGAUUCAUCCCCUGACCCGUAUUUUAUUGGAGUAUAUAAAUUAUGCAUAAACAGUUAGGCAGAUACUCUCACAGUGUCUAAUUAAUGAGCGGCUCCGACAUGCUGAUGGUCUGUCUGUUAUUUACAAAAUAGAAGAGAGGAUCUAUGGAUGCCUCAAAAGGGCUAAUCUAACAGAUUUAUUCCCUUAUAUUACAGUUGGAAAAGAAGUAAAAAUAUGACUUUUAUUAGGAUUGAUUCUGUAAAAAACAGUAUCCCUCUUGCCUACUUGCCCCUUGAGGCUUUUGCAAGUGUAUGUUGUACAAUUUGAGUUUCUGAAACUGCAUUUAUGGCAGUAGAAUAUUUUAGCACAUGAUGAAAGACUUGUUUUAUUAAAGCAGAUGUAUUUUACACAUUGUGACCUUUCAUAAUGUCAGUCUGGGGGCACAGAUAGAGUAGCUUGGCAUGAUUUGCUGCUCAGAAACUCUUUAUCUUAUACUUGCAUUCAUGAAAACCUUGAUUUCAGCAUGUUUCAGCCUCUGCCUAUAACGCCUCAUUCCAGUGAUGUACAGUUAGACACGGCAUGUGGGUGUUACUUUUCACACAGUCAUAAAACAAACUGAGAGUUAAGUUUACAGAAAAUGUCUGAGGGUAACUCCUGGCAACCAAGUUAGCUCUCUAUCAUGCAUCUGCUAUUACAUUAUUAUUGGAUCUUAUUCCUUACAUGGGAUUCCACCAGACCUGUGUUUAUAUUUCUGCCUGAUCUUCAUAGGCUUUGUUCUUACUUUGGCUUUUUUUGGUAUUAAGUGAAAAACAAUCUGGCAUCUACACAGUGUUUUACUUUGAAAAUUAACCAGACGAUUUGAUGUUUUAAUGUAUGGCUUCAGCUCCAGAUUAUUGGUGCUGGAACUGAGCAUAAACACGACAAAGCACACUAAGACAAUGUUGAUUCAACUGUUGAUUCAGGGGAUUUAAUGGGACCGUCUUUGUCAGAGUGCAUAAGCAAUGUUUAAUUAUUGACAGAAGCAUGUCAGCCUCUGCUAUGGCAGGUGGCAACAUGCCCCCUCAUGGGGCUGUCUACCUGUUGCUCUUCUGUCAUAUUAAAGUGUUCAAGUCUAUAGGUUGUACAUCCUACGAUGAAUACGCCAUCACUUUUCCAGCUUUGUACCUUUUGUACCUAUAAUACUACAGCUUCAUUUUUUUUUUUUUUACAAAGGCUUUUACUAAAUGUUGUUUAGGAUCUAUAAUCUCCUCCUUGUAUACUUGGCAGGCUCUACAUUUGCAUGCUGGGCUUUGACCUGGAAGUUGAACAGGUUUUGAAACAAACAAGUUUGGACAAAAAGGACAUGCCUUAUACACUGCAUGAUGGCACUAUGCCGGGGCACUAAGUUGUGUUGUUUCCCUCUAUCUAGAUCUUUGCUUGUGGUUUAUUUUCUCUCAAAUGUAUGCUACUUGCUGCUAAAUGACAUGGUAACAUUAUAGCUCGGUGUGUUUGUUGUGUGUUGCAGGUCAUCACUGCAGAGUGUAAGCAGGGUCAUGAGGCUUCAGCCGGCUACCACAGGAGGGAGCUGCACAAGCCUGCCACCUUCUUUAACCAUAGCUUCGAACUGCCCUACAGUAACCCCUACACAGAGCCCACACUCAACUCCCCUCUUCGGGACAGGCAGAGAGUGAAGCAUGAGAGCCUGGAUGACCUGCAGGCAUCCACCUACUUUGGCCCGACGACCAUCUCUGAGUGCGUCAGCAACAGGAAGCUGAGUCCCAGAGCAGGGAAGCAGCCAGCAUGGCCAGUGAAGAGUCUCAGUCUGAACACAGAGGAGGGGCCUCCAGACUUUGAGAGAUCCUUCAUGAAUGGAAAACCCCUCAAAGAAAACCUCCAUCAUAAUAUCAGCAUCAUCAGUACAGAUGAGAAGCUUUUUCAGAGCCCAAAGGACAAGGUGGUAGCUUCUCCGUCUAGCUUUGCAAAGAAAACAAAUGGAUUAAAAUCCAAGGAUGUAGCACUGAUGGCCAGUGGACCCAUAGGUUUGGACAAAAGAGAAGCAGCAAAAAGGUUCAGGGACAAAAACCUGAAGAGUCAGUCGUUUCAGGGUGUAGACACUUCCUCCAGUGUGGGAACUCAAACAGAGCAGGCCGAGCAGAAGAAGGUGAAGGAUUUCAGAGACAGGCCGGCCUUCAAACAGUCUGAUGAAGACUCUGAGCAUGUCAGUGACGACAUCAGCGACAUCUUUCGUUUUCUGGAUGAUAUGAGUGUUUGUGAUUCUCUGGGCGUUGUUCAGCCCUCGUGCUACAACAGUAACGGAUCUCUGUCUCAGGUUACACUCAAGUCUGAAGGCGACAGCUCCCCCGAACGCAACACGGUUAAACUAGCCAAAUCCAAGCUGGACCGCCUCUUCCAUUCACUGGAAAACACAGACGAUGAACUCAAGUCGAGUGUGUGCAAGCUGGUGAUGAGGAUCGGUGAGAUUGAGAAGAAGCUGGAGUCUCUGUCGGGGGUCCGCAGUGAGAUUUCCCAAGUCCUCUCCAAACUCAACAAGCUGGAUGAGAAGAUCCAAGAGCCUGAGGUUAAUGGGAGACAUGGAGAGCCAACAUCAUCCAACGCAACCCCUGACAAGCUGCAGCCUCAUCCACUUCCCAAUGCCAACCUGUCCCCUCGUGUUUUCCAGUGUCACACCACCGGACACAACCCCAAAACGGACAACAGUCCCCCGGGGGAGUGGUGCUGCUCUGAUGGAAGUAACAAUGACAGCCUGAGGAUAAAGGCGCUGAAGAAGAGCAUGUUCACCAGGAGGUCAUCCCGCUCGCUCAACGAGGACAACAGCGCCACUGAGUCAAAGGUCGCCAGCAUCACUAGCUCUCCACGGGACUGGAGGACGGUGUCCUACUCCUGCCAUCCUGCAGAUGAAGGCAAGGACAAGGACCGAGAGAGAGACAGCAAGGACAGACACAGGAAGGCCAAAGAGGUAAGGACAUAGUUUUAUUCAUAUUUCGUUUAUUUGAUCGGAACAUCAUUCGUAGUUGAAUUAUAAAUAUUACACAAGAGAUGAAACUAGCUAACACGUGCGAGUGAGCCACAAGGUUUUUAUUUUUUUGUAACUUAGAAAAACAUCUGUCUGCCAAAGUCAUAAUCAAACUGACACUAAAUAUUGUUGUAGAGGAUGUUCAGAUUUAAAAAAAAACAGUCCCUCUAAGUCCAGGGUUGGUAGCUCCAACAUGGCUCCAGAUUUUAACACAACCUCUAGUAGCACAAACACGAAAGUUUAACAACCAUUUAAAUGAGCAUCUACACCACUGUUGGAAAAAGUGAACAGGACUUCUGCAGGAGUAUUUGAGGGCUUGUUAAUUUGUUAUUAUACUUGCUAAUUUUUCAGGGACAGCCUUGUUUGAGCAGGUGAAGAGGUCGUCUGCAUAAAUAAAUGUUGGCUUUUGUCCUCUUCUCUCCUUCUCAGAGUUUUGCAGUCGACUCAGCUACUGCUCUUGUGCUCUUGGUUGAAUUUUCCUGGUUAGUAACUCAGGCAUGCUCUUACCAGCUUCACUGUGUGGGUUCAAGGAUAGCAUUUAACAUUUUAUAUCCAUGUUAUGUUGUCCAUUCAGUUCGCUUACUAAUAGAAACUAAUGGUUUUGCCUCCGUCUCUACGACAUAAGUAAGAUGUACUGGGACUCUUUCCAUGACGAUUUGAUAUGCCGUGUGUUUUGUUUUCCUCUGCUCUUGUUAUGCAGAGUUUAUAACUGACCAAGCAGAGUAAAGAUUUUAACACGGUUGGCUGAUUAGGAUUAAAUUCGGGUAAUAAAUGCUAUUCCUGUUGGCCUUCCUGUCAAACUUUUGUAUCUGCGCCCCUGAUGUUGUCACAUAACAUCUUUAAACAACUCAGUGAACGUUUUCAUUUGCUGACAUCUUUAUUAAAUCUUAAUAAUCUGUGAACAUUUUCUUUUUAACUUGAUGGAGGAACUGAGAGUGAAAUCUUAUCGCUUUCUUAUCAUUUUUCUGUAUCUUUCAUUCAUCAUAAAGUAUUUGAUUGCCUGAGCCAGAUAUCAACAGUUGAUAAUAACAAACCAUGACUUGAAAGUCAUAAAACCUCAGAGGCUUUUUGGGUGAAUCUGAUGUGAUUAUGAAAGACUUUGAUUUGCAUCCAGCGCAGCAGCUGUGUGGACAGACAGCAGCAGAUUCCAGCGUUGAAACUGGGCUCAGAUGUAAAAAGAGCUGUUUUUAUGCCAUGUGGCUCUUUGUCCCACAUGACUCCCAUCACAGCCAGAAGAUGUGUUCACAGGCAGGAAUUAAUCCUGACAAAUUAGGGAGACUAAAAGGACAGGAUGUCUCCGGGUGUUUGAAUGCAGCUGUUUGCUUCCAAAAAUGUAAAGACUCUCUAGAAACCAAAGAUCGUGAUGCUGUAUGAUGAAAAUAAAUCCCAUAGAAGACCAUUUUAGAGCUUUUUUUCUUUCACUAAAUAUUCCUUUUAUUAGAUUUGUAAUUUUCAGUUUAGUCUUUUAGUCUUAUAUCGUGUAUAAGGGGAUAUUUAUCUUUGCAUGAUACAAAAACACUCAAAAUGACCCACAAACUAUUCUGAAUUUAUUUACACAUUGAUUUUCAUACUUUAACACUUUGGACACACAUCUCCCAGAAACAUCUGCAAGUAGAUGAAUGUUUUCCGUCCUGUUACCAUAAAUCCUACAUUAAAACAACAAUUGUCAGCGUAUUAAUCUUUUUGCAGCUUCCUUUUCCUCCUCUUUUGCAGCUCCUUCCUCCUCCUUCUUCUUUGGUGUUUUCAUGAUGUUAUUUCAUUAUGCAUGAUGAAAAAUGUAGUGGCAAUGUGUAAGCAGCUGAAUAUGUGAUAACCUGGCAGCAGCAGCAGAUUGUUGUUUACAUAACCAUCUUUAAAAUUACUCAUAUAAAACAAACCAUGGAAAUAGAGAGUAGGUUGAUAUUAGUUACAUAAGCUUGAGUUUUCUGCACACUUCAACAUAAACAUGUGUAAAGAUAAUGACCUAUUAGCACAUUAACCACCUUAUCUUUCCUGAUCAUAUUCAUGUACUGAUGGUAAAGGCUGCUAUAACAGGGGUCCAUCAGUGUAACCAAUCCAUUUACACCCAAUUACAUUAAGUACCUCAGAAUGUGUAACUUGGGGCAGUUUUUGGGUCUAGUGUCUUGCUCAUGCUUCUUCUUCUUCUUCUUCUACUUCUUCUUCUUCUUCAACUUCAUCUGUCAUAUCAUCCUUAAGCUAAGAUUUAACCACAAACCUUCCAAAGAAGACACAACACACUUAGCCACUGAGAUAGGGCCACACAAGGAAAACUAAUGACAGCAAGGUUGAAUAAAAAGUAAAAGAGUGGAUAGAUGAGAGGAGGGAUUAGCCGUUUAUGCGUAACGCUGUGCCGCUUUGCACCUACCUUUUCGACAUGCUAAAUAUAGCCGCAAAAACACAGAGCGCAAUCAGUUUCAGGGUUUGAUAGAUCACGUUACGGGUGCUAAAUUAUUCCAUUAGCAUUUCCUACUCCCAGUAUUUUGUGCGCUCUGAUAAUCUGCAUAUAUUCUGCAUAUUCAUGAAGGCAAACGCGCUAAAUGGAUUGCGCGUGCUGUUUCAAUCCUCAGUGUACCUGGUUAGUAGAUGACUUUUGCGCCUGCAAUCAAGUUUGCACAUGUUUUUUUAAAAACAAACCUUUAGUAAUUCAGACCCAUAAUGAUUACCUCCAACUCUGCAAGUAGUUGGUAAAUUCAUUUGUUGAAAACACACAGAACUGACUGUAUACAGGCAAAAGACCAAUGGUCAAAUACAGAACAAACCUUGUCAAACACAUUUCUUACAAGUGCUCUUCCAACAAGGGCCCCUGUGUCUUCAAAAAAAAUACUGCAAUGGCACCAAAACCUAAUUUAGGAUCUCUAAAUAGAAUAAACUGGUUAUAUACUCUGCCCUAUUGCUGUAAAUGUCCUCUUUACUGUAGCUGAUUUACUUUACAGCAUGGCUGUUGUUUCAGCGUGUUUCAUGACUGUAAAUCUGUGGACAUGUUUAAACCCACCCUCUGGAUCAUUACAGCUUUUUUACAGCUGUUAUCAGGACAUUCAGCGCCCCAGAAAAAACAACAGUUGUUCUAAUGGAAAUUAAAUGUUAAUGUAAAUGUAGUCGCUGAGGUCGCCCUAAGGCUGUAAAGACGAGAAUGAUUUUUAAAAAAAAAAGAAGGAAAAUAUAAUGGAUGGAUUAGAUAUUCCUGACACAUUCAUGAAUAUAGUCUUCACAUCAUUCACUCUGUGUCUGCAGCUGCUGUUAGACACAACCUGCUGCUGAAGUACAUGUGUAUAGACUCCCAAAUAGGUGCUUGACAGGUGUAACAGAGGCAGCAUUAAACUACAUGAGCACAAUCCUUCACAGGAUGAUGGUUUAUGGGGUUAUAUCAGAGUCUUAUCCAGCUCUUGUUCCAAAAUGAUAGAGCCUGCAGCAAACGUUCGACCUUAACACUUUCCUAUUAAAAAACGCGUUUUAGAUAUCCGUAAUAGCAUUUCUCUGGGUCACGUAGCUGCAAUUAUUAUUUUGUAUUUGCAAAUUCCAAAAUGCUAAUUCAUUUCAAAUGUAAAGGUAAAAAUCUGAAUACCUCAAAAGCAUCUUGACUAGUGGAAACUGGAUUUUGAUAUCUGAAAUUGGACUUUUUCCCUGGAGGAAAUCUAUUUGAGAUUUGCAAGAUGCUCAUUUUGGAUAGGAAGAGAGACGGUGUGAAUAUCUGAAACUGAAAGCUAAAAUAUGAACAGCAAAGGUUCUGUCAUUUCUCCAAGAAGAAAUGUCAUUACUGAUAUCUUAAAUGCUCACUUUUAAUGAAAUUGAAUUACAGAUAUCUGUAAUAAAUAUCUCCUCUGCUUAUGUGAAAACUGCUCACCAGCCCUGGAUAUUCCUCAUCUGCUCUGAGUUACAUUUUUCACCUGUGCUCAACACUACAGGUCAUUAAAUCAGCGUCUAAUGCUGAAAAAUUGAGGAUGAGCUGAAUAAUAGAGCAGAGUUUGUAAAGGUCAGCUCUAUAGACGAACAGUGUGUGAAGCUCAGACCUACCAACAUAAACCCCAGUGAUAUCAGGGGACAUUAUUCUUUAUGAAUGCUCUUAUCCUGACUGCUCAUCAUCAGUUUAGAUUUUAUCAUCUCGUAUUAUUAUCCUAAUAUAUUCCAGUGAUAUGCUUUUAAGCUGUCACACUGAAAAAGCACCGUUUUCUUACAUUUUUUAUAACGUUUGGAGAGUCCAUCUCAUCGACGGUAGAGCAGAGAAGGGUGUAGCUUAGAGGAAAAAAUGAGAGAAACUCCAAGAUCUUCUCACAAUCUUAAUAAUCUCCAUGUUGAUUUGAUGAAGUGAUCAUAUCUGGAGGAGAGAUGGAUGUGCACUGCUAUCCUGGCUGACAGGUCACCAUGGUGAUAACUUGUCAAUGCCAGGUAUCGCUUAUUGAAAUCCUCCCCUGCUCUCUGGUCUCUAUGACUAUAAAUGGAACCACAAUUUACUAAAUUAACAUCAUGCUGCAUCGGAGAGGACUUGAAUAUUGAGACCAUAAACUCAUUAUAGGAAGAUGUUCACUAAGGAAUAAAUCAUCUCAGAGGCAGGGCAUGUGCCAUAUGAUUAGAUACAAUCGGACUGCUAUUUAUGGCCAAGAAGUCGCCCCCUGCUGGUCAUCAAUAGAAUGCAGGUUUUAUGCAAUUUAGAGCCAUGUUUUGUUGUGAAAGGUGGGGUAGGCAGGAUCUGAGGAAGUGCCAGUUUUUGGGAGAAAUCUUGAAUGUUAACACUACCCCUCCAAACCAGUUUUCCCCUCAGCUCCUCCUCUCCCGUCCGUCUCUGCUCCAGCAAGCCCCGCCCACAAACAGACGCUCGCCCUCGCUCAUAUCAUUUCAAUUAAAUUCAGAUAUAAUGCAGAUAAAUACUUCAGAUAAUUACAGAUGGGGCCCAAUCAAAGUGAAAGUAACCAGCAUUGGUGCUACUGUAGAUGCCAACAGACUACCAGCAAAACAGUUUAGUGGCGCUAUGACACUUCAGUUACACUUGGCUUACUUUGUUAAAGCGGUUUACCUGUCUAGCAGAAAGGUUACGGGGUCUUCAAAGCAUCCCCCAUCAUUAUUAACCCAGCUUUUAGCUCUUGUCCGGUCUACCUCCUUUUUAAGUGCCCGUUAUUCCACCAGAGUCUCUGGUAUUUAUUUCGUUUUCUUGCUUGUGUUGAAAGUCAUGGCUAAAGGAGGAUUCAAAUUUCUGUACUUUCUGGUUGGUUUCCACUGUCUGAUAUUGUAGCACGCUAACUUUGUUUGGGCUCCUGAACGACACGGGGGAGCAGCGUCCGCCUCACAACCAAUCAGGAUGGGUAAGGUGGGGAAUGGCUUUGUUUACAGUCAGAAAGAGCGGAGCGCUCUGAAAUUUUAGAAUAUUGACCACCCAGACAUAACAAAACACAGCGAUAUCUUUAUAUUACCAAAUGUCAUCAAUGACUAAUAACUAUUGACUGAUAUUAAAAGCUUUUUUGUGUAUACACCACAAAAAAAGAUACUUCUUUAAUGGAUUCCUGCCUACCCCACCUUUAAUUGUCAUAAGAUCAAAAAUGAUAAGGAUGAAAAAGCUGGUUUAUACAGCGGCGGGUAUAUACAGCCAACUGUGAUGGCUAAAUGCCUCUAAUCAACACAAAGAUGUAAUUUUUUGGCUACGCACUGCGUAACUGCUUCAAUGACAUUAUUUUAUUUUAAUGUAUUUCUUUGAUUUGGCUCAAAUAGUUAUUCCAACACUGACAGGAACCGUUUUUAUUCAGUGUGUAGCUUUUUAGUGAAGGUUGAAUCUUAGUCUUGUGAGUCUUGGCAGCCGGUUGUUGUUUGAAUCAUCCUGUUAAAACAGAUCUUAAUCAAUGAUGUUAAUAUUUCCCAGACCAAAUGAAUCAUCAUAUCAUUCUGAAGAAGCCUUGACAGAUAUCCACUUUAAAAGACAAGAAAUUCCCUUUUGAGUUGGCUUUAUUUUACCGAUGAAACAUAGAAAAAUCAGCAGCUUUGAAAAACUGUAAACAAGCCUACUCAAAUUUAUUUGCAAAAUAUUUGGCCAAAUGUUCUGACUUAAUCACUCAAAUACACCAGUAAAUCUGCACCUUAAAUAAAAUGUUGGUGAGCUGGUUUUUGGUGUCCUGUACUAAAAAAGGUAGGGGUGAAGAAUCACAAAUGAAGUUGUUGGUGCCCUGGGAUCCGUCCUGAUUUUCUCAUCACUGUCCUUCAAAAAUUGAUUAAACUGGCUGAAUCAGCAGUGCUAACUACAUCUGGGUUGCCUAAUGCACACAGGGUGCUCUAAAUCUGACUGGCUGCUGUCAAACACAGUGCUCCACAACUCUGGGCAGCUCUGUUUACCAUGGGACUUUUCUAGGAUGUUAUCAGUCACUCACUGUCUUAAGAGUGAAUUUCAUUCAUGUUCCUGUUCAUGAGUAACAAAUUAAGGGGUUGAAUAUAACACUAUAUGAGCACUUUCAUGCCCAACACUGAUCUCAAUUAUGGUCAUAAGGAUGUGUGGAAUAAUGAAUCGUCAACAGGUAGUUGUGCAUAUAGAAACCCUAACAAGGUGGGCUUGAUCAGGGUCUAGUCUCACACUGUGGGGCUACUAAUCUACAUUACCACCUGCUCACUAUACAUAAUCCCACAAAAUACCCAGCAAUCAGCUCAAGCAACAAAUACCUAAAUCUAAAAUAUUGAUGAGUUGAUUUUAAUGGUUUAAAAAGUAGCAUAUAUGGUCAGUGAUGUUGCUAUGGCAACAGAUUCUCAUUAGCCCCUCAGCCAAGAUUUCAAAUUAAAAAAGAGGGCUGCUUAUAUUCUAAGGUGCUUUUCCUGAACAUAAAUAAAUCCUGGAGUCUAAAUCUAUCAGAGUCACAUAUUUGACAUCAGAAAACAGUCUUGGAUUUAUACUAGUACUUCUAAAUGACCUACAAACACAAACCAUACAGACUGUACAUCUCUAUAUUGUAAGUGUCGAUGCAUAAAACUGCUUCUGCAAGUUGGUGGUUUUGCAUAGAAUAAUUUCUAUGCAUCGGAAACUUCAUCGAUUCUCAUUAAGGGAUAUUUUUCUCAAAAGAAGAUAGGAUUAAAGUUUGAGUUGAAAAGAUACGACCCAACCAAGCACAGGAUAAAAAGGAUAAAGGGCUGAGAUGCAUAGCUUUGUCCAUCUGCGGUCCUAAAAAUCAAAACACAACCAGAGUUCAUUAGAAGAGCUAACUUCAGGUAAAUCUGAUGAGGUUGGUAAAGUAAUUGCUGAGAUGGCUGCUUCAGGACCCCCAGCUGGUAUUAAUCUUUUUUAAACUGUCCUCAUGGAAGAAACAUGACCUGAGAAUAUCUUUAAGUGAGAAAUCCUGCCUCCUCAGUCGGAGGCUGCUAUCCCCAUGUCCAAUACCAACAUUUAGCCACACACUGCAGCACCAGUGUGACAGCUGAGGAUGUGUUUACCUGCCAUCUCAUCUAAUGUGUUUAUGUGCACUCAAGUAAUCAGAUUAUUUUCCACUGGAGGAAACUGAUAACUACAUUUACAUCCUGGGAGGAUGCAGAUUAUUGUGACUGUGGACCCGGCUGAAAAUCUCAUAAUCCAUUUACAUGCUGCAAUGUGCAAUUAGUCUAAAGCCUCAGUGUGCAGGCUGGUGGUCAGUAAUUAGAUUAUCGUCCCACCAUGUACCGUGUCUGUGAGUUUAAAGACAUUUAUUUGUGUAACACCAUAAUAAUUCUGAUGACUGGACGUUGCUGUUUUCAUUAUCAAUAACUACUUUUUCUGUCGGGGCGGGUAUCUGCUCUGUGGAAAACUCACUGUACUAUACCAGUACCAAAAAUAAAGUGUCCGGCUGAACUCAAAGACUACAGACCAGUGGCCUUUACCUCAGACAUCAUGAAAACCCUUGAGCAGCUGAUUCUACGCCUACUGUACUAUUGAAUUUCCCUUCAGGGAUCAAUAAAAUAAAGUUUUUCUCAUCUCAACUUACUGAGGCCUGAGGUCAAAGACAAACUGCAGUUUGCAUACAAAGAACACAUUGAAGUGAAUGAUGCUGUCCUCUACAUGCUUCACCUUGCACUGUCUCAGCUGGAGGAACCUGGGGUUUAUGUGAAGAUGUAAACAUCAGACUUUAAAUACAGCACUUGAGUCCUGCCACAUCCAGAAAUACUCAGAUGACACCGCUAUUGUGGCAUGUAUCACAAAUGGACAAGAAGCUGAAUACAGGGAUCUGAUAAGAGCCUCCUCCUCAACACCUCAAUGACAAAGGAGAUGAUUAUAGACUUCCGUAGAUUUAAACCCACUCUUCAGCCGGUGAACACCUGUGGAGUGGACAUCUGAGUGGUGUCACUGUAUAUAAAUAUCUAGAACGUCUGGCUAAUAAGUUGAACUGGUCUAAGAAUAUAGACUUCAUCUACAGAAAGGGGCAGAGCCGCCUCUUUUGCCUGAGAAGACUCCGAUCAAUAGACAUCUGUGGUAAGACGCUGCAGAUGUUUUAUCAGUCUGUGGUGUCUACAGUGUUCUGUUCUACGCUGCAGUCUGCUGGGGAGGAAGCAUCAAACACAAAGAUGCAAGACGUCUGAACAAACUGGUGAAAAAGGCUGGUUCUGUGGUUGAAUUCAAGCUGGACUUACUGGAGGAUGUGGUGGAGAGAUGUACACUAGAUGUACACUGAGGAAGGUGGAGGCUAUUCUAAAGAACAUGGACCUCUUCAUAACAAUUUGUGUAGCAGACGAAGACCAGUUUUUCCUGUAAAAACACGUCUUUUAUUACACUCCUUUAUUCUUCUUUGUGCUGUGGCAUUGAAGAUAGUACUAGACUUGUCUUAAUUUGACCAUGCUGAUGUAGAGUUAGGGUUAGGUCAUGGAGGCUGAGUUCCGCCUUUGUAAGAAAUUGUUUUACAACAUAAAUUACAGCCAACUUCACUUUAUCACUUUCUUUAGGUCUGGUAAAAUGUAAUAAUAAUAUUAAUAAUACAUUUUAUUUGUAUAGCGCUUUUACAGGAGCUCAAAGACACUUUACAAUACAGUAGGCAAAAUUAAUAGUAACAAGCUAAAAACAAGGUAAAAUCAAAUAAAAAGAAUUAAAGGGAUAAAAGAAUACAGGGAGGGGCAGAUGAAAGAGGUGGGAUAAUGGUGAGUCGGGGGUGGGGGGCAGAUUUGGUUUUGGCUGGAGGUGACAGGAGGUUUGCAUCAGCUGAGCGGAGGGGGCGGUUCGGGGUGUGGCGGACGUUGAGGUCAGACAGGUAGGGGGUGCCAGGUCGUGGAGGGACUUAAAGGUGAGGAGGAGGAUCUUGAAUUGUAUUCGGUAGGCAACAGGGAGCCAGUGGAGUUGACGGAGGACUGGGGUGAUGUGGUCGUAUGGGCGGGUGCGGGUGAGAAGUCUGGUGGCAGAGUUCUGAAUGUGUUGAAGUUUGUUGAGGGUGGUGGAGGGGAGACCGUAGAAGAGGCUUUUGCAGUAGUCCAGUCUGGUAGUGAUGAUAGUGAUGAAAAAUGUAGACACACUUUGGACCUUUUUGCAUAUUCAACCAUCAUUGGAAGCAUCUGACGAGUAGAGUGGCAGAGUGUAGUUUAAUGCCUGUAAACUUGAUGAGACUGUUAAUUCAUUAAUGUGCACUGAUUUGAUUAUCAUGACAUGACUGAACUCAAAGUACAUCAUUACUUCAUGGGACGGUGGGGCUUGAUAGCUGACCUAUGAUGGUAUAAAACCACAGGACUCUCAGACAGAGUUUUGUUUUCCGCUGCAGUGAAUCAGAGCGAGGUUCACUGAUACAGAGACUAUCAUCCCAUAUGUACCCAUCAUUCUUUGUGCUCUGCUUGCUGCCUCAGCCAAAAUUAAAGUACAAGGAACAGAGAGGCACUUCUCAAAUUGUAGAGGCUCCAAUGGCUUUUAAAUUUGACAUCUAACAGGUCAACAUACAGCAAGAUAAUUUUAUUUACUAAACCUACUUCUGCUGAUGCAUUAAUAAUGAUAAUAUCAAACAAUUCUAUUAGUUUUUUCUUAAUCUGGACAAAUCUGACAAGUCAAGGUUACUUACAUUUGAAGUUGCUUGUCGAAGUUCCAUUAUUUUUCAUUAAAACAGUUUCAAGUCUGUGUUGAUAAUGUCAACUGUCAGCAAUAGUCUCACAACAUGCCAUUGUCAUGUUGGCAGUGUUGGUAGUGAGUGAAUGUGGACUGAAUCUGUGAAUGUGAGGUGUCAUGUGAAAGAGCUUUGAGUGUCCAGAAGACUAGAGACAGAGCUUUAUAAACAGUCCAUUUACCAUUUGAGGCAGAGGAGUGCAAUGUCCAAUCAAUGUGCAGUCAUUCCUGGAUAACGUUGAUUACUCACUGAUGUGCAGUGACCCGUGGAUCCCUGAACAGCAGCUACACUUUUGAGGAGCACUAAUCUGUUUGCUGUCUCUGUUUCAUACAGGUCCUGUGUGCAUGAUCGUUUUUCUAGUAAGGGAAGACUGGAGGAUGGUUUUUGGACUCAAGGCAGUUUUGGCUGACAGGCUGUCAGUUGUGGACCAAUUUGCAAGAGCUGUAGUUUCGGAUGUAGUUUCAUUCACAGGUCUUGAACUCAGUGUCAGGUCAUACAGGUCUCUCUAUCUCUCUCCCUCAGAGCUUCUUGUUUCUGUCAUUUCUUCCUGAGUGCUGUGCAUUUUGAGCUUUAAGGUUAAAUAUUACAAAGAGAUUUACACAGCUGUCUCUGUACCUGUCUUUCAGCCUGUUCCAGCUCUGCCAAAAAUAGAAAACAGGCAUCAUAUAAUAAACGAGAAACUGGACGCUAUCUUCGCACAAUCCUGGGAGGAACGUCUUCUCUGACAUAUCUUGGAGACGAAAACAUGAAUAAACACAGGUGGUACAGACAGGUGGGAUUAGUUUCAGUUGUGGUAUAUAAUACUGAAUGAUUAUAAAAUAUUGUCUUUGUACAGACGAGUUUUGUUUGAGUCUUUUUUUAGUGAUGGUGAAAAAGAAAAAGAAUGACAAAACAGUGGCAAGGAAGAGGAGAGCUAAAAACUUGAAGUCAACUUUUCACUCAGUGUGGGGUGUUCAGGAGUGUUUGAAAAGUGAGGUGCCAAACUAAAUUUAAGUGGUCUAUUUUAUCUCGCUUCAUGAUCGGUGGAAAUAUUUGGUAAGAACAGCUCAUUUGUGUGAGCCUACAGAGUGAACAGCCCAAACCGAGAGUGUAAUGAACAUGGAGAGAGUUGUAGGAGCUCUUCAUCGGUAUACUCUGGCUCAAAUUAAUACAGUGUGCCAUCGUAUUCAAAGGCCUCAUCCACACUGUCAAAAUCAGGCAAAUAUUCAACCAAAAACGCUGUCAAACAAGCUUUGCUCCAGUCCUGUUGCGCUCUUACUCUCCACUUUCCACUAUCUUAUCAUCCUGAAAAAGAAGAUAGGCUUAAAAAAAAAAAACUCCUCCUCCUGUUGGCAAAUAACAAACGUCUUUAUUUAUAGCUGCCAUCUGUGGAGAGUCUUUUAGCUUGUGUUUCAUGAUUUCAAUCAGCGCGAGGGAAACACACCACCUUACAACUAGUGUUGGUUAACAAACACAGAUGACACACAUAAAAGUGAGUGACUCAACAUGACAAGCACUCGCCGACCCAUUUAAAGACACCAUGCACAAGUGAGCAUUAAAAUCUGGCAGGUUAUGAGCACAUGAGCACUAAUUAAAGAGACUGCAUGGUUUAACAUUAUAUUACAAAGACGAGGCCACUGGUUUUAUCCUCUGAAACUGCAGGGAAGUUUUUAACCUUAAUGCUCUGUAAUGGCUGCACCCACGGUGUCACAGAUUAGAGAUGAUAACAUGAAGAGUUAAGGCUCGCAUAACAAUGGAUGGGCCUCAGCUGCCACAGUCAGCCUCUCUGCCAACCGACUGAAGCAUCAACAAACCCACCAGCUGGAACUCCGAGAUGAGCCUGCUAUUUAGGGCAUGUUCAAAAACCACGCUCUGGCCUGUUCCCCUCGCUCUCCCUGUCAGAAAACUUGUGCCUCAUUUUCAUGCUUUUACACGGGAGAUUUUACGCUGUACGCCAAAAAUAAUAAGAGAACUUCUCAUGUUUAGUGGGACAGAUUAUUUCACUCUGUGGCAAAUUUCCUUGCUGUGGGAGAAUGAUUUGUGGUGAUUUAUUUGACACGGUCAUUCUUUAGCCCUCAAGACUGUACUCUGGUUAUUAUUAUUAUUAUUAUGUGUAAGUAACCACAGUUAUCUGACUUAACCGACUUCUGCUUACACUCUGAAAUCUGUUUGCCAGUGAUAAGUCCAAACCUUUUCAUGUUUUCCCAGCUGUUUUCAGACGAUUUGGAUUUCUCAGUUGGAGAAGAAAACUUUCCUCAUGGUGAACUAAUAAGAAUAACAGCCUCCCCCUCUCAGUAAGUGAAAUGGUUCAGUCCUGCUCUGAAACUUUGUAUUAGCACUUCUACCUGGCAGUGAGUGAGGAGUGAAGGGCGCACAGUGCAACAUAGUCUUCAGUGUAUCUUCUACUUUCUAACUAAGGUGGGUCUCUGACUGCUAAAAUGAUUACAGUGCCAUUUAGCAGAUGCUUUUGUCUGAAGUGACAUACAUUUAAAAGAAAGAAAGAAUAACACAAAUAAUGAUCUAGAUAGAAGCAAACAAAACCCCAAAUGACAAAAAUUGCUACAAGUUGGCACAAUCAUCAUCAGGUGCUCCCAGUGUAGAAAUGUUCAUAAAGAGCUGGGCAAAGUGUCUCCGAAGUAGAAAGAGACGUGUUUCAGUCAUUCUACCUCUGGGAAAACAGAGAGGAAGAGUCUGGCAAGUGACUUCGGGCCAUGUUGUGUUAGGAGCACCAGACGCCUUUCAUUGGCAGAGAAUAAUGGGUGGGAGGGAGUUGUUUAGAACUGCAUAAGGGACUGCAGACAGGUAGGAGCUGAUUUGGUUGCUGUUGUUGCCAAGACGUAGGGCUUUGUAUUUGAUGCAAGCUGCUACUGGAAGCCAGUAAAGAUAGACAAACCGUGGAGUGACGUGCUGCUUAGGGUUGGUUGAAAAAACACAGCAGCUAAAACAAGGGGCUUUCUUCUCAUGCCUUGCCGGCGGCGUGGCGUAAGUCAGGUCCGCCACGGGGACAAGGCAUGCCCAAGCACAUUUUGGUAUUUUGGUGAGCGGCGCAGCCCAGUAUAAGUAUCCCCCCUCCCUAACUCAGCUCCUCCCAGUGGCAUAAGUUGUAGAGAGGGAGGGGAUAAGGCGUGGAGUGGAUUUAACACAGCCGAGACCUGUUUUCGCCAAUCACAUCAGCUCCUCUCCUCACCUUUAAAUCACCACCAGCGAGGCGUGUUACAAUUUGUUACCCUUCAACAAAUGUCAAGCUGCGGAGGGCGUCCUUCACACUCUCGCAUCUGAGCACAGAUGGAUUUGGUGUGUGUAAUGUUGGACCCACUAGUAAGACAAACACCCUUUUCCACAAAUAAAGACACUCACAUAAAGUUGCUCAUAUUCAAACCUCAUGUGACAAAGGUGGGUUGUGCGCACAGAUCACAACAUAAAUCCCAAUAAUGGCAUUAAAAUCAGAACCAUCUGUGCGUAAAUGACGCAUCGGGCUCCGCGGCCUGGCUCUUUCUUUCAUAGAUGUUGGCAUAUAAAAUAAAUUUAGCUCACAAAACUGAAUAUUGUAAUAUUCGUAUGUCGGCUUAAAGUAGAUAACUCAUCUGAUCACUGAAACAAAUCAUCUGUUCAGCCGCUGCAGGACGGAGAGAGGACACGGAGACGUGUCCAGGUCAAGCUGUGCGAGAAAUAAGAGGAAGAGGAAGAAAGAAAAGGAGGGAGACAAAUUACAUAUCUUGUUAACUUUAUCGUGUGUUUAUUUACUAGAUAUUUAAUUUAAUUUAAUGCGGUUUCAGCUGUGUUGAUUCAGUCAACUUGAGUGUCCAAAUGCACUCAUCAGAUCAGAUAUAGAUCAGAAUAUAUCUAUAUGGAUCUAAAUGUAUGUGCUGACUCAGAAUAUUGAUUGUUGUCGAUUAUUUAUUGCACUGAAAUGUGCCUGACACUGUGGAAACCUGUCGGUGAGGCAUCGGUGAUAUAUGCGCACUACGGUCUACCGAAAUACCACUAGACCUCUGCGCUCCGCCUGCACUGAAAGCUGACCAGGUUUGAAUCGGCGAGCUUUCAGCGCACUUUCUAUGUCGCCGGUGAGCACGAAAAUGUCACUGCGGCAGCUGAUUCUGUCGACACCUCCCCCUGCUGAGCAACCACGCCCAGCUUGGCGGACCUCGGUGCGCCUCAGUCCACAAAAAUACCAAACUGGCUGUAUGCCGGGCUCCGCCAGAUGAAAAUACCACUGCGCAGGGUCUGCCACCCUCCACCGCACCGCCAGCAGGCACAAAAUUAGGGCCCCAAGUGUUCUAGACAGAGGCUGAAGUAAUAAUAUUAUAAUACACUAGAAUCUGUAAUUUUAGGCUGUUUCUGAUCUGGAAAUCAUGAAAAUAUCAAAGAGGUAUAAGAGAGGAAGAAUCGAGUCUGAAAAAAAAUUUAUAACACUAACUCUUUAACACAUCCUCCAUUGUUGUUGACAAAGACAUAAUCAUAAAUUAAAAUGUUACACAGCUGCGGUUGAAGGUAUCUUAAUCACAUGAUCUUAACAUCAUUCAAAGGUAUAAUAUCAGACAGUGAAUGUAAGUAUAGAGCAAUUACAUAUGAAGGAAUAUCUGUUAUAUUGCAGAAACAUAAUCAUUCUCAUGAUGGUUCCUGUAACCAAUCAACAGCUGCAAUUUAUUGUCACAUACAAGUAAAAUCUGAAAAUUAUGCUUUUUCAAAUGGAUGUUUAUUUAUUCAGCCCAUAUUUUCUUUCAUCAUUUUUUUUAUUUGUUUGAUUGUAAUGAUUUCACGCAGCUCCUUGAUCAGCAUGCUAAACACCCGGCAAUGAACAAAAACACAAUCAGGAGGUCACUCAGUGAGGGGCACAAUUACCAACAAUUACAAUAACCUUGAUUUCUUUCUGAAAAAUAUCCUCAGUCUUCUGUGUAUGAUCAUUUAACUUUAAGUUUACACUUUCUUUUCCCUUACAUACUAUAUCAUGAGUAUGACAUUUAAAGGUAGGGUUGGUAAUCACAGCAAACUAGCAUGAAUUUGAAUGUACCAUCUCAUCAGGACUUUGUCUAGCCGUUCCCCCCUCCUCUCAGAGCUCCCCCACAACAACGCCACCGCUCACAUGCAUGAGCACUGCUGUCUGCUGAUUCAAAACCACAGACUUAAAACUUUGGGACUUUAGAUUGGGAAGUCUUUGCACAGCAGGGACAAAGUAGGUAAUGAUGGCAUCGGGGUGACCACAUAACUAGCACCAUGGCUAAAUACUUGCUCAAGAUAAAAAUCGCCCUGAAACAAACCCUCAACGUACCUUUUCAACAAAAAAUAAGCUUCAGUUCUCUCCAUCGCUGAAAAGCUGUCCUGAUGUUUACUUUUGUUUUCGCCCUUGCUUUCUCCAAGCUCUGUCUUGCUUCGGCCUUUUCUGCCUCCACCUUUAUUUUUGCUCUUUUUUUGCAGGAGGAGCGGUCACCAUUAAUCUAGGUAUAGAUAGUCUCUCUGCCAUUCACCAGCGUAACUGUAGCCCUCUCAGCUAAACUAUGCACAUUGAAUCAGGGCCAGUGCCCACCGGCGACGUGGAGGCGCGGGAGGCGAGCUGUAGAUAGUGGCUAUGUUUCGCCCUUUUUUAAGAACACAUCAUGUAUUGAUUGCCAUUGGAACAUAAAGAUCAUAAAGACCAACCCUACCUUUAAACUAUUAAACUUAUCAGUGUUGAGUUUUACUGUGUGCAGAUUAUUUUAUCCAUGUCAACACAAUGUAAUAUUUUUUAUGGUAGCAUAGUUUUAAGUAGUGAAGAGGUGGAGGUCAGUCUCAUAUAUCUUCAUGCAUCCCAAAAGCCUUUGUGGUGCCUCUGCUCCAACAAUGGCUCCAUUAUGCUUUUAGUUUAAAAACAUAUUUUAAAAAGGUUCAGAGAAAGUAAAAAGCUGUGAUUCUGUGCAAGAAUAUUUGAGCAAGUGUAAUGCUCUUUUUAAAAAUUAUAGAUCGGUGUCACGUGCAUCUUAUUGGGUGUGGAAAUACUUCUCUUUACCUCUAUGAGCAUAAAAGAGCACAGAUACAUAUUGUAAUUUUGUCAACUCUGCCUCAUUUUGAGCUGUAAAGCAGACAUAAUUGUGCCUACAAUUCAGCUCUGAGAUUGAUUUUGGGUUCUUAGUCAACAUGCUUGCUGGCAUUUCUGAUUAUUUCUUAAUGAUGGGUUGAUUCAUAGUGAAUCUGACUGUCUGUUUGCAGACUGAGACAGAGGAGGUAAACUGGUGUCGGAUGGUGAAUGUGAAGCUGGAGAUGCUUUUCAUGGCAGAAUAAUGACUGUUUAUUAUUCAUGAAUGUUCUGCUCUGUGAAGCUCCCGUAUCACAGUAGAGUUUCUGUAAAACUCCACUGCACAGCUGAUGCAUGACCACAGACUGCUUACUGCAAUCAGAGGCCUCUUUAACGCUACUGUUCAUAAAGACAAACAGGUUUAUUCCUCCUUUAUUGAGCCUGCAGACACAUGUUUCUCCCUGUGGUUGGUAUUGAUGGAAGCUGCUUCGAAGAGCAGAGGGAUCUCUACAAUCAAUACUCUGUCGGCAGAAAUGCUUUAUUCUUUAUUCACCGCUCUGUGUGCUCAGUUGAAAGAAUGAUAUUUCAUCAGAGAGAGAGAGGUGUGUAGAAAAACUGCUCUCUGAAUGAAUAACUGUGAUCGUGGAGUGAUGUUCUUCAGAUCAGAUCAUGGACAUAGCUGUGACUGUAAAAAGCUAUGAGUGUGAGACGUUACAUAAAUGUAGGAAUUUAGAUUGAUUUGUCAAAGAAGGGCAGAUUAAAUUCUCAGUUUAAUUAUGUUCAUAAACAUCCACCGAACAGCAAAAAUAUUUCUCAUGGCUCAUUGCUCCUCAAAGGACUCAUCUUUGGUGGGAACUUAAAUCACUGAUCAAAGAACAGGUUUCACUCAGACAGGAGCAAGUUAGAUUAUUGCACGCCUUCAGACUCAGUGGAAAACCAUUUCCCUUUUCAGUCAUUAUUACCUGCUGAUGCACUUUGUUUGGCCAGUAUAUGGAGUAUGCAAAAACGUUUUUAUACUGUGAUGUUAAAAAAGUUCACAGAAUGAAGCCCUGCAUUUACAGUAACACCAGUGAUGGGCAAGCUAUGUCAGAAAUGUAGUGAGCUAAGCAUAGACUGUGUAAACUAUGGACAACUUGGCCCCUCUUUCCAUAAUUAUAAGAAUUUGAAGACAAAUUGCUCUCAGUACUUCCGGUAUUUUCUCCACUUCCUGGAACCAUCACUCGCACUCGCAUAGGCUGUAUCAAGUGUCAAUCAUAGAAAAUAUGAACCCCCUAAUAAAAAAGAGGACUUGAGCACAAACCAGUCUUACAGUAACUACAUGUCAACAUCGCAAUCAGGGGGGGAAAAAAAAUUACAUUCUGUGUUAUAAAUUUCUAAAGUUUGUCCACAGCUCCAUAAGGAUGGGAGGCGGGAUUUAUGCCCUGUAUCGCAGCCCGUCACUAGAGGGUGCUGUUCUCGCGGUGGCUUCACCUAGCGAUGAGAUAGACGGUGUCCAUUUUAUACACAGUGUAUAGAAUUAAGCUUUCAAUUAGAUUUUGCUUCACUACACCAUAGCUAACCCCUGAAGAAAAUGGAGCAAGCAAAAAUAUACACAGCGAUGUGUUAUCAGUCAAAAAAAAUAACUAACUGAUAUAUGUCGUAUCAUUUAUAUAUUUUUUGAACAGUCAUCUUUGGCCUUAAAAUUCACAUAAAGUUCACAUAUAUUUAUCAUAGACCAAAUCAAAACAGUAUAUUAAUCUAUAUUAGAGUAAUCAGAAUAAAGUCUUUUUUAACAUAAAUAAAUGACAUGCAUGUAUUUUCAUUCAUCAUCUAAUUGCUCCUGAAAACUGAACCAUAAUGACUACAUGCAGUGUCUUGACUUGUAGCGAAAAGGAGAAUGGGAUUUUCAAGACCAGCUCAUGUAAUCAACAGGCCACCAUACCAGGUGCUAAAUGAGCAAUAAUUAUAACAAUCUUGGUUCUCCUCUGGAAAAUAUCUUGGUCCUUUGUGCAGCCGGUUAGAGUCAAACUCUGUAAAGUGUCCGCUCUCAUACAGCAGGAGUCCUCACUAAGUAAGGUUGCGUGUUUGCAAAGUUAAACUGAGUGAUGAUUGACAGAGCAGCUGAAACUCCAUGGACCAACUUUGAUGUCCAAAGUGAAGUUCGAUAAAUGAAGGGUGGUGGUAUUAAAAAGCACAGAUAUGUUUUUAAAAAGAUGGCACAAAAUGAAUGGAGUGGUAAUUUACUAAAUCAGUCUAUACGUCUGUGAUGAUGUGUGUGUGUCACUGUUGGAUAUUAAGAGCUGUUGUGAGCAACACUGUCACAUUAGAAAUCAAAAAGGAGGCACGGACAGUCAGAUGGUAAAUCUGUUUGAAAUCAGGCUUGUAUGCCAGAAGUUGAAUGCCCGCAGGCUGUGCUCUGUGUACUCUCUCAGCUUUUUAAUCAGGUCCCUACUAACGUCAGGAAACCAGAUUUCUGUCCACAUGUCGAUGUCCAUGGAUCUCUGUGUCUUUGUAUAUCUGUUAAGAUCUCUGCUGAGUUACUCUGUCCUUAAUCGAAGCAGAAAUGUGUCUGUUUGAAUCCUGUUUUUGUUGUUUCCUCCUCUGAAGGCAGCUGAAGGAUGCUCUGAUCCUGUGUCCGGUUGAGUAGGUGUAUCCUGACGGCAGAGUGGUGUCAGUGCAUGUCCUCUAGAUUCAAAGUGAAGUCAAACCCAGGAUUGUCUGAUUUAAAGUUCUUUAAACUUCUGUUGUAUUCUCACUGAUUAAAUUUUCUACCUUGAAAAUGUGUUAUAAUGAUUAAGCCCAUAAUCAUCGGAUGAAAAACCCCUCAGUUUGCUGCUUUUUGCUGUGUCGGUUUGAAAGCUGUAAUCUGUAUUUUUAGUGUUCAGGCUGUAGGUGGUAUAAACCUCAUUAACUUGACAAAUGGAGGUCAUUUUCCUCCUCCCUGAUUGACAAGCAGCUACAAACAAAACAGGAUCUUUAGCAGUCUGUUUUUAUGUGGUUAUCAAACAUGAUCAUACUUUAACCAUCAAGGUCACCAAGGUUUACCAAGCUGUGGUGUGUGUUCAUGUUAUAACAGGGAGUCUUUACUAUGAAGCUGGUUUGGGUUAUUCUGAAAGCUGACAAAAGUCUGCUUCAGUGAAGGAUGGUUUCUUUUCACCUAUUCAUGAAAGGUGCUCUGUUUAAUUUAUGCAGAGUGCUGAAGUAUUAAAAACCUGCAGGCUUAGACAGAGGCUCUGCUGUAUGUGGACUGACUGACUCUCUCUGUCAGCUACCUUUAAUCAGCUUUUUAAUUCUUUCUGUUUCCAGGCAGAGCGAGAGCGUCAGUAUGAGCUCCCCCAGGCCCACCGCCCCCCCAAACCCCCGAAGGAGUCCUACCUGGUCGAGCAGGUUUUCUCUCCGCACCCCUUCCCUCCCUCUGUUAAAGCCCACGUUAAAGGCAGCCCUCUGUACACUGACCUGAGGCUCAGCAGCCUGACGGAGGGGAAGCGCGGUCAACCGUCGUGGACCAUGGAGGAGUACAAACGCAGCUCAGGAGAGAAGGGGAAGCAGCUCACGGCUCUGGACCUGCAGGUACAUGAUUCUGCAUGCUGACCAGGAACAUAACUAGAACAGUCAUUUGUUACGUUACAAGUUAAUGUGUUCAACGAUAACACAUUGUGCUUGUUACAACCCCGUGGUUCUAGGGGAAAAGGGAAGUAACAAAAGGUAACAAAGGAAUACAUGGCAGGGCAAAAUUAUUUAUAAUGAAAUACUUAAACCAAACAAAAACAGGAAUUAGCAAUAAACUAUAACUAUGAGCAGAGUGGGAGGCGGCUGGAACGAAGAGAUUCCAAUCAAAGGAAAUCAAAACCAAAACUCUUACUUAUCUGGCAGGCCCUUAUCUUAUUUAGACAAAAUGAAAGCAAACCAAAUCCACCUGCUUAACUAACCUGAACGUACACGUCAAACAAAAAUACAAUCAAGGUUCCACCUAUGACUUCUAUAAAAUCUAACAAAGGACGACUACCUCAUAAACUCCAAAGAAACCACAGGAAACAAAACCUAACCCCAAAGAAAGUUACCUCAAUCCCUAACUAAUGUCUCAGUCUAUCACGGUAACAAUAUACAAUAUACAAUAUACCGAUCCCACCAUAUACCAAACAUCCACGAGACACACAAGCCAAAUCUAACCAAGCUGCCUCCCCCUCUGAAGUUUUUCGGUCACUCUUUUAAUUUGGUGGAUGGCAACAGUGAGUAGGGAAAACCGCCAAUUCGUACGUCCCCUGUCAACAGCAGCGAAGAUCUUGUAUCCCCAAGAUGAUCACUCACUUCGCGACCAGCCGGGUAAAAUAACGAUAAUGCAUCAGAUUUGGGGAAAAGGAGAAAACAUACACAAGGCAAAAAAAAACACCAUACCUAGGGAACCAUAACAGUGCUCUAUGUUACUUACCAACAAAUGUGACCGAGUGUUAGAGUGCUGGGGCAUUUCUAGAAAUGAAUAUCCCUUAAAUCUCCACCUCAUUACUGGUACCAGUCAGCCUAACUAGACUUCAUAUAGCCUACGACAUGUGUACUUGUUAGUUUUGACUCCACAGCCGGUAUUUUAGCCAAGUCACCAAACCUCAGGUCUAAUUUAAGUAUCAGUGUUUGAGUACAGCAGUUAGCAAGUUACAGUAAAGAGGAAGAACUUCUUUUAACAGGCGGAAACUCAUGUUAGACACUCAUCUGCUGAGACUGAGCUGGGUUUAGAGAGGAGAGAAAGAGAGAGAUGGACAGAGGAGAGACGGAUGCUUGUAGUUGAAGCAGCAGUAAAGCAGACAGAUCCUCAGCAGCUAAAGGUCUGCAGCAGUGAUCCAGAUGAACCUACAGCAUGAUGGAGCUCAGAGACUCUCUGAAAAGACUGAGUAUUAGUGACUCUAAUGGGACGUGAUGAUUCAAAGUUAAUGACACAGACAGAAGGAGGAUGGAGAAAGAGGGAAAGGUGCUCAAUGAACCAGUUCCCCCGAUGGUCUAAAUAGCAACAUAACUCAGAUCAGGUCCAGACCUGAACCAGGUCUUACUCUCAGCUUUAUAAAGAAAUAUAUCUCAAAGUUUAAAAGUUUGAACACAUUUAGUUCCUGUUAUCCAGUUUGAAUCUAGCCUUCAAUAUGAGAUCAGAAUAACUGCAGAUUCUUAUAACCCAAGUUUUGCUAAUCCUGGUAAAAGUUUAGAACAUCAUUCACUCUCAAUUUAAUCUAGUUAAUAUCAAAAUUGGAUUAUCUAAUCAAAUCAGAUGAAAGAAUCCUUUUUUCCUUUUAGUAGUUUUUUCAUUUCAGAUUUUGACCCACUCAGACGUAAUCAGAUCAGAUUAGUUUUGAAUCUCUUGACUGUAGGGGAUAUUUUAUAGAUCUGAAUGAACAAUAAAUGCUAAAAGUUUGGUACUGCUUCAAAAAGGAAUAGGACAAAAGUGGGAUUGAAACGUUAUCCUUUGAAGCUUUUCAAGCUCAUUAAGCGGCGAGAAAUAAAAGCAACACGACUCUGCUGUCCCUCAGGGGUAGAGAGGCACUCUGGGAAAUGUAGGGAAUAAUUAAGUGAUGCUGACAAAGGAAAACAAGCAAGGAAGUUCAUUAAAGGAGAAAAAGAUCCUCGCUGCAGUGCUGCUUUAUGAAAUCCUAAUGUGAAUUGAACCUAUGUUAACGCAGGUGUUUAAGAUGAUCUGUGAGAGAAAACCCCAACCAUAUGGCCGCCCACUCAAACAGUGACACAGCAGGACGGCUGAGUUCUGCCAAGUGAGAGAGAAGAAAGGUAGAGCAUGUGAGGGAUGGAGGGGGAGAAAGGGGGGAGAGGGGGAGAGAAGUUGGCUGUAAAGUCAAAUUGCAGGGUGUUAUAAAUAGCAUCAGGACAGUAGUGAAGACAGUGUGUGUCACAGCUGAACUGCUCUCCUCUAAUAAGUUCAAACCGUGAGCGCCUCACACUCACUGUGACUGUAAUAGUGUCAGCAGGCUCUCUGCUCAGGAGACUCAUUAUGGAGAAUCAGUGUUAAUGAUCCUCAAUCUGAAUCCUCAAUUCUCUGAGUGACUGUUUGCUGAUUACAGAAGGUUUUAAUCCGACUCAUGAGUUUCAGUUAUUCUCGUCAAUAUGACUUACAGAAAGGUAGGCAGGACCACCAACAUUUCUGUUUACAUUUCAUGCCUCUUUCAUGGUGGGAGCCGAGAGGAAAUCUGAUUUCUGGUUUUCUGUUAGUUUCCCCCCUCUGUCCUGUACCUGUUGGUUCUGCUGUGGUAUUAAGGCCUCAUUUAAACCAUAUGACCUGAAAGGGAACAUGAGGGAGGAAUGUCUGUCCCUGAUGCUGUUUUUCAUAGUUUUUGUUUUAAGAUUUUAUCCAAAAUGUGUUUUUGAUUAUAUCAACUGUGGAUCCUUUUGGCCAUCACCUGAUGACAAUAAUCGCCCCUGGAGUCUACGGCAUGAUCUGCUUUGUUUACAGUAUAAAUGACAAUAUAAAAGUAAUGCGGUCAGAUAAGAAGGGAAGAGAAACUCAGUCCUCCAGAAAUGUCUGCAAAGUACUUGUUUUUGGUUCCCCAAAUCCCCUGAAGUUAUAAUGUACACUGAAGAAUAGAGCAGAUUGUGCUCUGCCUGCUUUUGCUCUCCAUACGGCGGUGGCUGGGAAGUACAAAUCAAAAUUAUGAAAUCUGAAACACUUUUGAAGACUUUAAGCAAAUUUUAAAAAACAUUUUUACAAUUGAAAAAAUAAUGUCACUAGCAAAACACUUUAGCUAAGUUACAUUAUAUUUUUUGUGUUUGGCUAGUUACUGUUUGUAAAAUGUUUUUUAAAAUCUUUACAAUUAAAAGAAAUGUAACUAGCGAAAGUGUUUGGCUAGUUACAAUAUUUUUUUUACUGUAAAAAUAUUUUGUUAAAUUUUUACAAUUAAAAUAAAUGUAACUAGCAAACGUGUUUGGCUAGUUACAUUAUUUUUUUUAUUAUAAAAAUGUUUUGUAAGAUUUAUAAAAUUAAAAAAAAAUGUAACCAGCAAAAAUGUUUGGCUAGUUACAUUAUUUUUUAAUUGUUGAAAUGUUUUGUAAAAUUUUACAAUUACAAGAAAUGUAACUAGCCAAAGUGUUUGGCUAGUUGCUUUAUGUUUUUUAUUUUUAAAAUGUUUUUUAAAAUUUUACAAUUAAAAAACAAAUAAUGUAACGAGCAAAAGUGUUUUGCUUGUUACGUUAUUUUUUAUUGUUAAAAUGUUUAAAAUUUGUUUAAAGUUUGUAAAAGUGUUUCAGAUUUUGUCAUUUGAUUUGCACUUCCCAGCCACCGUACCAUACAGUCUGUUUUCUGUGCAUACUCUAAAGCCUGAGUGGCCAAUAAGUAUGAGACUAAAAAAUAGAAAAAUAGAGUUUUUCUUAUGCAAACGUGUCUCCUGUCCACUUCAUAGAUAUGCUCUUUAUUACAUUCUCUUACACACCUUGGACACCUUUGUAUUUAUAUUGUGGCAGAAAAGCUCUUGUUUGAUUUAAUUUAAACUAGUACACAUUGUGUCAAUGUAUUUAGGCGAGCAUAAAAGUAAAAUAAACUAACAAUUUAAAGUACACACAGCACACACGGGAUUAUAGCAUCGAUCAGUUGAUAGGGGCUGCAGAUUGAGAUGUUCCUCAGGGUGCUGCAGGUAUAUUACAGACAGGUUUUAAUGUGUGGUCAGCUGUGCACUCUUCAUAAUAUUCUGUUCAUUUGCACAAAGGUUGUGACAGACUCAGACAGUCUCUCCAUUAUAAAGAAAAUGAAGUUUAAGUGCAGCCAUUGUGUGUGGUGAUGUUAGCACUCUGUAAUGCUCUGCUGACAGUCGUCUUUAUGACAAAUAUUACAUAUCUGACAAUGCUUUUACAGAUUAAUUACAGCUUAAUGUCCAAAUUGCAUCCCUCCAGCGCGGUUCUCUAUGUCAGGCCUUUUAGCUCACUCUCAAAGUAAUGGAGCUUAAUUAAGAGAAAAUUAACAGAGUAGUGUAAUCUACCAGUCUGUAAUCUAUCAUAUUAAUGCAGAGCAUGUUUGUUUCUGCUGCUCUCCCUCACUGCACGAGCAGAAAUCACUUUAAUUAUCAAUAUGUUGUUAGUUGGAUCAUUAUAAAGAUGAAUGUUUUCAGUGAAGCUGCAGCAGAACAGAAUGAAAAACACAGAUUCAGUCUUCAUAUAGGAGAGCCUCAGUGUGCGCUCACAUGUUUUUAUCAGAUUCAGACUCCAGAGGAUGUUCCUCCGCUCUGCAGAUCAACAAUAUACUGAACCUACACUUUAUUAAACUGGCCUUGUUUCUGCUAGAGAGAACCCUUAACACCGUCAAUUUUUCUGUGAAAAAUUGCAUUUUUUAAACUUUUUGACCAUUUAUUUCCCUCUGACCUUCACUAGCUUAGCAAAACCUCAAUAAAUGGGAGUCAGACGGUAUUCUUGGAGUUGCAUGGGUUUGAAAACGAAAUGAUUUAAACAACAGUGCUCAUUAAAAGGCUUAUGGCUGAGCUUGUUCAUGCAGCUGAUAUAUUUUUUACCUUAUCUCAUUAUUAAAUCAGUAUUAUAAUAGUAGCAGCCUUCUCUCAACACAGAAAGCUCUGGUCUGAAAUAAUGUAAAGUACCAUGUAAAAUCUGUUUUAAUAUGAUGGAAAGGUAGCUGCUAUCUGGACCAUUGAGUAGAAGUUCACAUAAUUGAGUUUAAAGUACGCUUAAAAAUGUCUUACAACCUACAAAUGUUUGAGAUUGUGCUGAUUUGAAACAGACAAAGAUAGUCCAAGAAAAAACAUCAGUUAAUGUCAGUGAUUUGCAAUCUUCUUUUAAAUAUGAGCUUGAAAGAAUAAAGUUUAAAUCUGAUUCAGAAUAGCAAUGAAUCUUUUACAUAUUCAGAGGCUUUGUCCACAUCGAGAUGAUGAGAGGAGCCGGGAGUGAAAUUCAUUUUAAACCCCUUUGUUUAAUUGAGAAAAGUAUAAAGUUAACAACUUUGGGGGAAAGUGUACCGUUAGUUUCAAAUUUAAUGCCAGGGUUAUGUUUCUGAAAACUGGGACAGCGGAGUGAUUGCCAUUGCGUUGCAUCACCUCUUCUCUUACCGACCGCGUGUAAAUAUUAGAGAAACAAGGAGACCAGUUUCUAUGGUUUAAAAGUGAAAAGUUUUCCCUUUAUUACCCAAUGUAGUUUCAACUUUUCAUAUGUUUUCUAUGCACUAUUUUCAAUUUAAUAUGGGUGCCAAAUUACUUCAAAAAGAGAUCAGUUCCCACCAAGCCUCAGCGUAUGAUAAUAUAUUCAACCUGAGUUCUUUGGUGUGUUUUUAAAAUGAUGUGAAUUUUCAUUGAAAAGUGUUGGUUUGCUACAGUGGUUAUGAGUUGUAAGCCAGUUUCUCUGUUUAAAGCUGAUAAAAGACAAAAGGUCUCAUGUGUCUAUCAUACAGUCAGGGAACGUUUUUUUCAUAUUCAAGUAAUUCACAUCUAACUUCAAUUGAAAAGAUCUCAAAUGUGUCCUUCUGUGUUCAUAUUUCCACUAGACCCAGGAGUCCCUGAACCCCAACAACCUGGAGUACUGGAUGGAGGACGUCUACACCCCGGGCUUUGAUUCGCUGCUGAAAAGGAAGGAGGCGGAGUUCAGGAGGGCGAAGGCGUGUAAGAUCGGCGCUCUGAUUGCAGCUGCUACCUGCACCGUGAUAUUGGUCAUCGUUGUUCCUAUUUGCACCAUGAAAACAUGAAUGAUAGUUUGAAUCCUGCCUGUGCGAGCUGUGGGUGAGUGUGCAGCAGAUGGACUGAUAACGUGGACUAACCGGGACUCUGUCUGAUGGAGGUUUGUAAUUUUUAAUGCAGUAUUUACUUCAGGUGGUCUCUCUGCCAAUAUAAACCCCAUUAGGACAGCUAUUGUACUCUAGAAAUGAAAUCAGCAAGUGCAUACUAUCUAAAGUGUAUAUAAAGGUUUAACAGUAGUAGUUUAUUGUAUUCUUAUAAACUGGGAGCUCAUGGAUUGACUCGUCUGUCUCUAACACCUGCAGCAGAUGAACUGAACCAGAUUUGUUAUUAACGUAGCCAGCGUAUGAUAUUUUUAUUUUUCCUAUAUUUAUUGUACAGCGUAUUUUGAUCAAAGUUAUUUUUGAUGAAUUAUCUGGUUGAAUGUGAGAAUUAUUUUUAUUUUAUUAUCUUUCUUCAAUAACAGCAGGCAUUUUAGGUAAUGAACUUUGUGCGAUACAUUUUUCUAAUUAGAAACACAGUAUAUUGAAGUAGUUCAUAAUAAAGAUGUACAUGUACAUAGGCUGCAGGCACAUUAUGACUGCACAGAUAAACUGAAUGUAUCAAUAGCCUGCUCAAUUGUAAAGCAAUGACGAGAGGAGGAGUAAUUGAAUGUUGAGGCGUAACCAUCCAUCAGCUCAUAGCAGCCCUCCAUAUGAAACACUCCGUCUCUCCUUCUUCCUUUUUCUUCACUUUUUGUUUUCUGUGAGGCUCACCUGAGCGGAUUGCAGGGCUCAGCAUUAUUGAUUACACUCGUUUCCCACACCAGCACAGAGUAAACAGCAUCACCAACAAGCCUCUCAGCAGGCUCACCCAUCCGUGUGCUGCUGCAGGUUUUUAAUGCCUUAAAGCCGAGACUCUUCUGUAGCGCAGACAACCCACCAUUAAAGUCCACCUAGUUCCACCUAAUCCAGACUAAAAGCCUCUUUCUGACCUCACUAUAAGUCGGACUGUUAGUUAAAGUCAACAGUCAAAUCAUGGUGUAAAGAACCUUGAGAUGACACUGCUAACCCUGUGUGUUUGUUUUCUAAAUUGCACCAUGGUGCUCACAAGAAACAGCAUGAAAGCCUGAAAUUAUAUUAAAAAGGAAGACUCAGAGUUGGGCUGUUAAUUACAUUUUUGGAUUAUUUAUUUUCUGUCUGGCCCUGAGGUUCUUCACAGGAGCUCAUUCACAGGAGGUCUAAAAGACGAAAAGACAAAACAAACCAGCACUGGGUUGCUUCGGUUUAAGGUUUAAAUGUUGCCUGGUUGUGAUUUAAAGGCACUAUAAGAAGUUUUUAACUGGUUGAGGAACAGACAGAAAAUUAUCCUGAUGCUUCUGGAUCGAAGUCCAUGUAUUCCUAUCGUAGACUUUAUAUAGAAUGGACAGCAUCUGCCUCCUCACUGAGUGAAGCCACUCUGAGAACAGCACCAUCUGUUAAUGGGCUGCAGUAUAGGUCAUAAAUCCCGCCUCCGCCAGCAAAGCUUAUGGAGCUGUGGACAAACUUUAGAAAUUUAUUACACAGUACAUAAAUAUUUCUCCCCCAUUUGUGAUGUUUACAUGUAGUUAAAGUAAGACUGGUUUGUGCUCAAGUCUUAUUUUUUCCGUGCAGUUCCAUUUUUAAAAGUUAUUAGGGGGUUCAUGUUUUCUUUGAUUGACACCUGAUACAGCCUAUUGGCAUUCAGGGAUUGCGUAGCUCACCCAGGGGGAUACGCUGUUUGAGACGAGCGUCAUCACAGCGACUCUCGGCGACUCUUCGGUGAAUGCGCACAAAGCUACUGUGCAAUGCUGGUUUCCGGAAAUGAAGAAAAAUUGCAUUAAUACCAAGAGCUAUUUGGCUUCAAAUCCGUAUGCAGGCGGGAAGCAGAACCAAGUUGUCCAUAGUAUAUACAGUCUAUGAUUCCUAUCCUGAGAAUUUUAAGGCCCAAACCUGCAGUGAGAGAGUAGGUAUCAAACUGAAGCUCCUUUUUUCAUGAUAUCUACUCACAAUGUGUAAAAUAUUUAAGCAACUAAAGAUAAAAGGAGGAGGUUUUGUACAGAAUAAAGGUCCUUUCACACCCGGACUGUUUUUCAGGUGUGAUUUUUCGGACGUCAAUAUUUUUUUCUGAACCCGUAUCCUGUCAAUACAAGCGUUCACGUCUGUGACAUUUUCCCGUCCUGCGAUAUUGCGGCAUUUAUUUUUUCUGAUCACAGUUGAUUUUUCUAAAGAUUCGCAUACUGUGUGUCCACUUCGGACCAAUCAGAUUGCGUGUUGUUGCGACGUCAGAUUCACCGGUAUAUCCGACAUGGCCGACCAGCUGAUCGUUUAUGUGUCGGAGAACACAUCCCAUUGAUUAAAAUUUUCCUGAAGGUUUUGAGUCAAAGUUUUAAUUUUUCAUGGGCAGAAACAGUUAAGAAAGGGGCUGUUCACUCAUUUCUACAACAGUUUUUGGUGAGUUUACUCUAUUAGUUUGGAUGAACCUGAUGUCUACAUCGUGCAAUCAAACCAAAAAUAACUCAAGCUCAGUCAGCGUUGCAUCUGCAACAGCUCACAGAAGCAGCAGAAAGAGUAGGGAGGCUGAAACAGAGCGCCCAAUUUGACAUUUUCUAACUACAUGCAUGUUGCUGUGUGGGCUGACUUUGAACUAACACUUUGCUCAAUUUACAAACUAGUCUGUUCAAACAAAUGGUCUGAGGAGGAUUUUUCACCCUUAUGUAAGACACGACUCAGACAGAGAUGGUGCAGCAUACCUCUGAUGAUGAAAACCAGUAAAACACUGAAGACAGCAGUCUGGUGUGAGGAGGAUGGUUUUCUCUGGGGCUUUUCUGCAGGGUUUCCAGGGGCUGCAAGCUGAGCUGUCACAAUCUUUCGCUUGUGUUGGAAAUCUAGAGCUGUGUAGGAGUUUCAGGACACCCAGAUGACUCAUGCUUGAUUAUUUACUGAAGAAAUGACACAGAGGAACAACUACCAAACAGUGGGGGAGAUUUCUCAAGGUUUUGCUCAAAGGCAGAGUAUCUCAUGCACUUAUUAUAUUCUAAAAGUAGCAUCUGUUUUUACCCCCCCUCUAUGAUUCAUCACUCUAAAACAUUCAGGCUGUGACCCCCUAAUCUCAGGUUUAUGACUGACCUGAUUAAUGUGGUGUCAUUCCUUGAAACCUUUUACUAAAGAAUGCCUGUAAAAUGCCUUCAAAGCUUGUCUUAAUAUUAUUAAAAAGCAGAAACCCACAUGAAAAAAUCUGCAUUUUUCUUGAAGCAGAAACCUCGGGAUCAGAUUGCUCUCUUAGAAGACACCAGACUUCAUUCACGUCUCAAAACACUGGCGUUUCUUUUCUUCAACUGCUUAUUGUUGAAACUGCUGUUUGACUUUCUUGUCUUCUGCUUUGUUCUGAUCAAAACGAAAAGUGUUUGACACACACAAAGUGAAAUUGUCUGGCGGCUUUGAAUAGAGCAGUGUAAUGGCUUUUUAAAAGAUUAUCUCUAACAAAAGGUCUCUCUCUGCGAGGACCCGAUUUGUAACAUUUUUAGACACUAAAAGAAUCAAAUCUGAAGCUGUCAGAGGUAAAAACGAAAACUUUUAAUGGAUACUCUUUCUCUUUUUUCACUAGCUUCUCUCUCUUCUCGCUUCUCUCGUCAGCAGUACUCAGUAUUACAAAGUUAGAAAAGUUGUCUCAAGGCAAUUUGGCUUCCUUAUUGACCCUUAAAUUUGUUUUAAAAUGCUCUCUGUGUAUGUUUUUAGUACAGAUUUUUUUCCAGUAAUGAGAAGGAAUCGCUUCUGGGAGAACAUCGGUGACUUGUGCAGGAGUUGCAUGCUUGUCACUGUUUUUUUUUUCAGAGUGAACAGGAUCUUAUUUGAGAUAGUGUUGGGAAAACUGGUCUAUUAUUUGACCACCAUUAUCCUGGAUAAAGGGCUCAAAAGUUGCCUGAAAUCUGUUGACAAAUUCGGUUAAUGUGAUAUUCGCUUUACAACAGCUAGCACUAGCAGCUCAAGUAGCUACAGUAGCUAACCAAAGAGUGUCUAUAGAAUGGACGCUGUCUGCCUCCUUGCUGAGUGAAUCCACCCUGAGAACAGCACCCUCUGGUGACGGGCUGCAGUAUAGGUCAUAAAUCCCGCCUCCUCCAGCAAUCCCUAUGGAGCUGUGGACAAACUUUAGAAAUUUAUAACAAAGAAUAAAAAAUUUUCUCCCCCCUGCUUGCGAUGUUGACAUGAAGUUACUGUAAGACUGGUUUGUGCUCAAGUCCUCUUUUUUCUGUACAGCUCCGUUUUUAAAAGUUAUUAGGGGUUCAUGUUUUCUAUGAUUGACACUUGAUACAGCCUAUGGGUGUACAAAGUUAAAAUAACUAACCCAGGGGGUACGCUGUUUGAGCCAAGCGUCAUCACAGCAACUCUACCACUGAAUGUGUACAAGUGAUAGUUCCAGGAAGUGGAGAAAAUCCAGGAAAUACCAAGUGCAAUUCAGCUUCAAAUUCGUCUAAUGAUGGACAGCAGAACCGAGUUGUCCAUACUAUACAGUCUAUGUAGCUAACAUAGAUUGUAAGCAGAACUAUGAGCUGAACAAAAAGACUCUCACACAAUGCCUCAGCGAUUUGUGUCACAUAUUUCAGUAUUAUUGUAGAGAUAACCCUGCUCCAUCAUAAUUUGGAUAGGUCAGUGAGAUAGAAGUGGUGACCCUUGUAGAGUUCUGUGAACACAGCGACCAAAAACAGCCGACAGUGAGCGUGGUUUGGUUUUGGACUAAGCACUAAAAACACUGAACUGGAUUAGAAAAGCGAAUAACAUCCAGUCAGGACCACUGAAAUCUAAGAAAAAGAUUAUUUGGAUGCCAUUAGUUCAAACAGAGUGCCCAUGUUGAUUUCAGCCAAUUAGAUGCAUUAAAGGGAAAUCUCAAAUGACUCUAUGCUGAUAAAAACCUGCAGCAGCUCACAGUGUUUAACCUCCACAGCCCACGAACAAACAUGGAUUUUAUAUAUGGAAGUAACCUGCUCUUGUGUGUUAUCAGCCUCACAUGAAGUUUCUUAUCUGCUGUAUGGAGAUGUUUUAUUGUGCAAAUGUCUGAACCUUGUACAUGAAAGAAUCUUCAGUGACAUUGUAGAAGAAACAAAGAUUAAACACACUGGCUCAGUGCAAGUUCACAUGUUGUAUCAUCAAACAAAGACCUGAAGGAUAAACCCCUUUGAAUGUAACACAUCCUUUUUUUUAAAUUGUACUUGUUAACUGAGUUUGAUCCAUACUGUGUUUGUAAGUCAGAUGCUGAGCACAGAUGUGAGCUAAGUGCUGCUCUGCGGGUUUCUCUAUCUGUUUACCAUCCGCUGCAUCGUAUCUGCCUUCAUACAGGAACGUGAGCUCAGCACACUGUACCAGUCUGUAAAUACUUUCAGGACCGAGGCACAUUAUAGGAGCAGCUGCUAACUGGAAUAUUACCAAUAAAAACGUCUUGUUCUGACUGUUCAUG